GGCCAGAAGGUGUUGAAUCUCAUGGAACUAUCUAAAGCUAUGUGGUCUCAAAUGUCACUUGAAAGCACUAUGAUCAUCAUAAAAUUUUCAGACUCUGUACUGGAGAGUUGGCUCAGAGGAUAAGAAUACUAGCUGCUUCCAGAGGUCUUGAAUUCAAUUCCCAACAACCACAUGGUGACUGAUGCCCUCUUCUGGUGUAAAGGAUUAGUAUCUAAUGUUUGUAUAAGACAGAAGAAAAGGAUGUCAUUCCGUAAAGUGAGCAUCAUCAUCUGGGUCCUGGCUGUUGUUCUCUUCUUACUGGUUUUGCACCAUAACUUCCUCAGCUUGAGUAGUUUGUUAAGGAAUGACAUAACAGAUUCAGGAAUCCUGGGGCUUCAGCCCAUAGACUUUGCCACAGAUGUUCAUCAACAUCCAGUAAAUGGGAGACAAGAAGAGAUUCCUGUGGUCAUUGCUGCCUCUGAAGACAGGCUGGGUGGGACAAUUGCGGCCAUAAAUAGUGUUCAUCGGAACACUCGCUCCAAUGUGAUUUUUUACAUUGUUACCCUCAACAGUACAGCAGACCAUCUCCGGUCCUGGCUUAACAGUGUUUCCCUGAAAAGCAUCAGGUACAAAAUUGUACAUUUUGACACUAAACUUUUGGAAGGGAAAGUAAAGGAGGAUCCUGACCAGGGGGAGUCCAUGAAACCAUUAACCUUUGCAAGGUUCUACUUGCCAAUUCUGGUUCCCAGUGUAAAGAAGGCCAUAUACAUGGAUGAUGAUGUAAUUGUACAAGGUGACAUUCUUGCCUUGUAUAAUACACCACUGAAGCCAGGACAUGCUGCUGCAUUUUCAGAAGAUUGUGAUUCAGCCUCUACUAAAGUCAUUAUCCGUGGAGCAGGGAACCAAUACAAUUAUAUUGGCUAUCUUGACUAUAAAAAGGAAAGAAUUCGUAAGCUUUCCAUGAAAGCCAGCACCUGUUCCUUUAACCCUGGAGUUUUUGUUGCAAACUUGACUGAAUGGAAGAGACAGAAUGUAACUAACCAGCUGGAGAAAUGGAUGAAACUUAAUGUAGAAGAGGGACUGUACAGUAGAACUCUGGCUGGCAGCAUCACCACACCUCCUCUGCUUAUCGUAUUUUAUCAACAACAUUCCACCAUUGACCCUAUGUGGAACGUCAGACACCUUGGUUCCAGUGCUGGAAAACGGUAUUCACCCCAGUUUGUAAAGGCUGCCAAGUUACUUCACUGGAAUGGCCACUUCAAGCCUUGGGGAAGAGCUGCUUCAUAUGCUGAUGUUUGGGAAAAAUGGUAUGUUCCAGACCCAACAGGCAAAUUCAGCUUAAUCCGAAGACAUAUGGAUGCCUCAAACAUAAAGUGAACUAGAAUUUAAGCUUAAAUACACUACUCAGGAAAUCCUGGAAGACACAUGUGGGAAGUUAACAGUGUCAGGCUUGCUUGAGUCUCUCUGUAGCAACCCACAGAAAAGGGGUGUUUCAGCUGGGCAGAGAUGACAAAUUGCUUCCGUGGCUGUCAGCUUCCCAGAUGACUACAAAUGUCUCCAUCUGCCUACCAAAUGCUUGCUUACUACAUUGUUGACUGACCUCAAGGACAAACUGAUAAAACCAGUACUAGUUCAUCUAUCUGCUGCAGUUAGGAACUGCAGCUUGGUUUUAAUUUUGUAACCUGUGGCUCAGUUUGUAAAUAAAAUGUUUUCCAAUAAAUCUUUGCUUCCAGAGAACAGA
Molecule: messenger RNA, 1720 nt
Organism: Alexandromys fortis (reed vole)
Lineage: Eukaryota; Metazoa; Chordata; Mammalia; Rodentia; Cricetidae
Gene: Glt8d1
Product: glycosyltransferase 8 domain containing 1
Exons: 10
Coding region: 172-1356 (394 amino acids)
Cellular component (GO): Golgi apparatus
Molecular function (GO): glycosyltransferase activity
Source: RefSeq, a predicted model, not a curated record